AUGUCAGACGUGGAGGCCGGCGGGGGAUCAGAGGAGGGUGAGGACGACGGAGUGUCGCCAGGUGAUGCUGGCCACCACGGCAUCGCCGGGCCAGAGGACGGCACGGGAUCUAGGCUGGAGGACGACGGAGCAUCGUCAGGCGUGGACGGCAGUGGAGCCGCGCUAGAGGACGACAGAGUGUCGUUGGGCGGUGCUAGCCACCACGGCACCGCCGGGCAGGAGGAUGGUGGUGGAGCCAGACUGGAGGCCGACGGAGCGUCGUCAGAUGGUGCUGGCCACCUCAGCACCGCCGAGCCGGAGGACGGCGGGGGAUCCAGGCUAGAGGACGACAGAACAUCGUCGGGCAGUGCUGGCCACCACGUCACCGUCGGACCGGAGGACGACGAUGGAGUCGCACUGAAGGACGCGGAGCGUCCAGUGCGCAAGAACAUUGUUCGCCGAAUGCCAGACGUGGAGGCUGGCGGGGGAUCAGAGGAGGGUGAGGACGACGGAGUGUCGCCAGGUGAUGCUGGCCACCACGGCACCGCCGGGCCGGAGGACGGCACGGGAUCUAGGCUGGAGGACGACGGAGCAUCGUCAGGCGUGGACGGCAGUGGAGCUGCGCUAGAGGACGACAGAGCGUCGUUGGGCGGUGCUGGCCACCACGGCACCGCCGGGCAGGAGGAUGGUGGUGGAGCCAUACUGGAGGCCGACGGAGCGUCGUCAGGUGGUGUUAGCCACCUCAGCACCCCCGGGCCGGAGGACGGCGGGGGAUCCAGGCUAGAGGACGACAGAACAUCGUCGGGCGACGCUAGCCACCAUGUCACUGCCGGACCGGAGGACGACGGUGGAGUCGCGCCGGAGGACGCGGAGCGUCCAGUGGUGGAACCAGCGACUGCCCCUCACAGUGGCGCUGCAAUGUGUAUCCUGUGA
Messenger RNA from Sorghum bicolor (sorghum), 912 nucleotides. RefSeq names its product filaggrin-2-like. The coding region runs from base 1 to 912 and encodes 303 amino acids. The transcript has 3 exons. NCBI's taxonomy places the organism in Eukaryota, Viridiplantae, Streptophyta, Magnoliopsida, Poales, Poaceae. The record is from RefSeq and is a predicted model, not a curated record.